Messenger RNA from Talpa occidentalis (Iberian mole), 939 nucleotides. RefSeq names its product dickkopf WNT signaling pathway inhibitor 4 (gene DKK4). Gene Ontology annotation, biological process: multicellular organism development; negative regulation of canonical Wnt signaling pathway. The coding region runs from base 233 to 898 and encodes 221 amino acids. Gene Ontology annotation, cellular component: extracellular region. Gene Ontology annotation, molecular function: receptor antagonist activity; co-receptor binding. The transcript is spliced from 4 exons. The record is from RefSeq and is a predicted model, not a curated record. Lineage: Eukaryota; Metazoa; Chordata; Mammalia; Eulipotyphla; Talpidae.
GGGGGCGCAUGUGGCUAUAAAUCGUUUCAGGAGGAACCUGCUGGUCAGACAUUGCUCAUCCUCUUUCACACACCUUGCAGACGAAGAUUUGCUUCUCUUAAAAAAAAAUUAGCAGUUUCAGACGGCUUGCUCUAUUUCAUUUUGGCGAAAACUCCACUGGGAGUUUAGAGCAGUCUGAUUUCAGAGGAGGGGCCGGGGAAGCACUGAGAAGGUGGAGACCUGGCCACUGAGAAUGGUGGUGGCGGUCCUGCUGGGGCUAGGCUGGUUCUGCGCUCCCCUGGGGGCUCUGGUUCUGGACUUCAACAACAUCAAGAGCUCUGCUGAUGUGCAAGGGGCUCGGAAGGGUUCACAGUGCAUGUCUGACAAGGACUGCAAUACCAGAAAAUUCUGCCUCAAGCCCGAAGAUGAGAAGCCGUUCUGUGCUACCUGUCGAGGGUUACGAAGGAGGUGCCAACGGAAUGCCAUGUGCUGCCCAGGAACACUUUGCAUCAACGAUGUUUGUACUACCAUGGAAGAUGCAACCCCAAUAUUGGAAAGGCAGAUUGAUGACCAAGAGGGCAUAGAUACAAAAGGAACAAGUGAACAUCCAAUUCAGGACAACAAGCCCAAGAGGAAGCCAAGUAUUAAGAAAUCACAAGGCAAUAAGGGACAAGAGGGAGAAAGCUGUCUUAGAUCUUUUGACUGUGGACCUGGACUUUGCUGUGCUCGUCAUUUUUGGACUAAAAUGUGUAAACCAGUCUUAUUGGAGGGACAGGUCUGCUCCAGGAGAGGGCAUAAAGAUACUGCUCAAGCUCCAGAAAUCUUCCAGCGUUGUGACUGUGGUCCUGGACUGUCAUGUAGAAGUCAAGUGUCUGGCAAUCGGCAACAUGCGCGGUUAAGAGUAUGUCAAAAAAUCUGAAAAGCUGUAAAUACUUCAUAAUAAAGAUUCCUUAUUGUAUU